AUGGCCUCCAAUGCUUGGCCCGGGGCCGACGGCUCCUCGCAGCAGUCAACGCAGCAGUCAACGCAGCAGUCAACGCAGGUGUCGCCUACACAGAGAGUUCUCGACGGGCAAAUGAUCAAGCACCUCCUCAACAGAUAUGGCACAGAAGAAUUGAAUCGAUUGAUACAAGAAUCUUCAAGCACUCCUUCGGAUGGCGCGUCAAUCAUGUCGUCGACACAGUCAUCCAUCUUAUCAGACGAGUCGAGCGUAUGGGACACACAAAGCAUAAGAACGUUUUCCGACACAUCUUCCAUCACUGGUAGCAUCAUUUCCAAUGUUUCCCGGGGCACUUCCAAAAUUUUGGGCCGCCGCAGCCAAAGCAGCAGCGCUACAGCAGCCGCCCAGGCCCAAGCCGCACAGCAGGCGGCACUGGUACAACAAGAACAACAAUCUUGGAAUGGUCAUGAAUCCACAACGCCCGAGACAACAUCGAGUUCGUCAGGCGCAUCCAAGCAAAAAGGGGCUUUCAUGUGCGGGUUUUGUAAGGAGGAGGAUAUCACCAAGACUUGCACGAGGAAAAACGACCUGAAGCGACACAUUGAAGACUUUCACAACGUCAACGCGCAAUGGUUCUGUCGUCACCGCGGGUGCCAGAUGGUGUUCGACUGGCAAGGUGCCUACAAGACACAUUUGAAACAAGCCCAUGGCGGUUCGAGGAUGUCUCUAGACGAAGCCAAGGUCAACCUCUGCCCACAAGUUGUAUUCGCCUGUGGGUUCGAUAAUUGCCUUCAGGUGUUUGAAGCACAGGGAGAUUCGGACGCCAACUCGACGUUCAAGGAAUACGUCAGCCACGUGGUGAAGCACUUUGACGAGGGCGCCAACAGCGGUGAGUGGUCAUACUCGGCGAGGAUACGCAACCUACUGCGCCAGAGCCAGGUGCAAUCGGCUUGGAGUGAGUCAGUAUGGAACGAGGCAUCGCGGUCGUCACUACAGUGGACUCCCCAGACGUCCGGGAUUUUGAGGAAGAGGCUCGAAUGCCGACACAUUGGCGAUCUUAAACUCUUGGUCCAGUACGCCUUCAUACUCGGGACCGACCCCGGCAGUAUCGGCAAAUUCCGCGAGGAUUUCAUCACCCCGGUGGUAGACACCUGUACCAUGCAUCUGCCUGGCCAUAAAUCUAGACAGCAGAGCAUAGCUCCUCAGGAGCCGUCUGAUCCAUUCUCAUUUAAGAUCUCGCGCGGAGCAAACCCGGCACUGGCUGCAUACAUGGCCUCACAACGAAGAGUCUACGUGCCGAGACAGCAUCGCGCAGUACGGCCACCGCAGCUACAUCACCCACACCAUCAAGCACCAACAUCGAACGGCAUGGUCAGCCAGCCACGUCUUUCGCAUUCAUCCCACUCGAGCCAUCAUAGCCACACGCAGUCUCAUCAAGAUAACGGGCAGAACCACAGCACGCUCGGGCACUUCUUCCAGACCAUGCCCGAGUCGCCAAUGUACGAUGCUAACGGUGGUGGGCAACAGUUUGGCGACAACGGCGCAAUGCAUCACGGUGGAAUUAUUUCGGAUGACAUGCAGAGCUUGAGGAGUAUGACCGGAGGUACACCCGAGUCGUCGGACGUUGAAAUGCAGGACCCAAGUCUGAUGACAGACUUUUCUUCUCAGUACGCUCCACACGCAAACUUGGCUAGCCCGUCAAUAUCGGGCCAUCCUGAUGGGUUCUUUCAACCGGGCCAAGCCUACUGA
This is a messenger RNA of Colletotrichum truncatum, 1725 nucleotides long. Its product is annotated as homeobox and c2h2 transcription. The record is from RefSeq and is a predicted model, not a curated record. NCBI's taxonomy places the organism in Eukaryota, Fungi, Ascomycota, Sordariomycetes, Glomerellales, Glomerellaceae.